CAUCGGAGACACCCGGAAGUGGUGCACCUAGAAGGCUGCGGAGGAAGAGGCCGAACCGUAGAGAUGGCGAGCGCUACGGCUGCGCCCGCAGCCGCAGCCCCCGACCUGGCUCCAACUUUGGAGCAACUUCGGCUCUUAGCCGGGGAGCUGCGGCUGCUCCUGCCUGGACUGAGGGUCGGUGAAGCCCAGGAGACCACCAAGGAGUUUAAUCGCGAGACGUUUUGGAGAAGACUCAACGAGGUCGCGAUGCAAGUGUCAAGGGAAGCCCUGACUCUGACCACAAUCUUCUCUCGACCGCCUCUGCCGUCUCCACAGGAAACCCAGAGUCUCUGUGAACGAAUCCAUGUUGCCAUCAAGGGGACUAUAGCAGUAUAUUACUCACUUCCUAAGGGUCAAGGAAUCACCUUGAGAAAGCUGGUACGGAAUGCUACUCUGGACAUCGUGGACAGCAUGGCUCAGCUUGUGGAAGUGCUUGUCAACACUCCUACUCAGAGCCCCGAGAACACUGACCUUAUCUCCUGCAACAGUGUCUUUAUUGCCUGUGAGCAUGUCCCCCGGAUACCAAGAGAUAACAAAGCUGCAGCCCUUUUAAUGCUGACAAAGAGUGUGGAUUUUGUGAAGGAUGCGUAUGAGGAAAUGGAACAGGCUGUGGAGGAAAGGGACCCUUACUCUGGCCUUUUGAAUGACACUGAGGAGGACAACUCCGAUAACCAGGGCAAUGGUGGUUUGGGGUCUCCAAACAAUCAGGAUGCAUAUUGGUCUCAGGAAGAUCAAGAGCUCCUAACACCAUGCCUGGCCCUGGUGAGAGCAUCCAAAGCCUGCCUGAAGAAAAUCCGGGUCUCAGUGGCAGAGAAUGGGAAGAAGGACCAGGUGGCCCAGCUGGAUGACAUUGUGGACAUUUCUGAUGAGAUCAGCCCUAGUGUGGAUGACUUGGCUCUGAGCAUAUAUCCACCAAUGUGUCACUUGACGGUGCGAAUGAAUUCUGCGAAACUUGCCUCUGUUUUAAAGAAGGCACUUGAAAUCACAAAAGCAAGUCAUGUGACCCCACAGCCGGAAGAUAGUUGGAUUCCUUUACUCACUCAUGCUGUUGAUGAUUGUAUGAACAGAAUCAAGGAGCUCACUCAAAAUGUACUUGGAUUAUGAGUUUUCAGAUUUAUUUGUACCCGUCCCUCACCUUUUCCUAUUGUCACAGGUGGGCUCUGAUGUCUACUUUUAAAAUGGAGCGAGAAUGCUGACACCAAAAGGGCAUUCCUGUCUAUAUUUAUUAAAGGAUACUAUUACCAAAGAUUGUUGGCUAGGCUAGUCUGGUAAUUAUUUAUAAAUCUUGUAUAUCUAUUUUUCUGUGGUAGAUAAUUGCAUGAGUUUAUGCUCCUGAGUUAGCUUUUAAAGAUUCCUGAGGAAGCUGGCUGCCUUAUUCCUUGUUUGCAAUAAAGUGUGUUAUUUAAUUAUUAA
This is a messenger RNA of Erinaceus europaeus (western European hedgehog), 1452 nucleotides long. RefSeq names its product cyclin D1 binding protein 1 (gene CCNDBP1). NCBI's taxonomy places the organism in Eukaryota, Metazoa, Chordata, Mammalia, Eulipotyphla, Erinaceidae. Gene Ontology annotation, biological process: regulation of cell cycle. Gene Ontology annotation, cellular component: nucleus. The record is from RefSeq and is a predicted model, not a curated record. The transcript has 11 exons. Bases 64 to 1143 code for a protein of 359 amino acids.